CUAAAGUAUAUAAUUGGUUGAAGUGAAGUUUUAUAAUGAAUCAAAAAUUACGCCGGCUAACAGCAAAGUUAAACUCUUUUAAUCUCUUCAGAAGUCGGUAGUCUCUGAACCGAAGUUCUGAUUUAUCUUCUACGCUUAACCCCUUUACAACCUUAAAUUAUUUCGCGAAUGAUGACGAACCCAGAGAUGCAAUUUCGUGCACAUAGUCACAAAAAGAUUCCUUACGGAAUACGGUUCAUUCAAUGGAUUGGACGCGAUCGAACUCAAGCAUAUCGUGGGUGGGUGCUUAUUUUAACUUUCUUCGCGUACACAUCUUACCACCUUUCACGAAAACCCAUAAGUGUCGUGAAGGGAACACUGAAUCCAAAUUGUUCUGCUAAAGCAACUUGCCAUGGCUGGAAACCUUUUGAUUCCGAUGAUGGAGAUGAGUUACUUGGAGCAUUAGACUUGGCGUUUCUAUUCUCCUAUGCUGUCGGCAUGUUUUUCAGUGGUUUUGUCGCUGAACACAUGGACCUGCGGCAUUUUCUUACACUUGGCAUGCUUUCAAGUGGUCUCAUGUCUGUGUUUUUUGGUUUGGGAUAUUUCUGGAAAUUUCACAAUUUUGCUUAUUUUGUGACUAUCCAGGUGUUCUCAGGAUUUUUCCAGAGCUCUGGCUGGCCUAGUGUUGUUGAGUGUGUUGGAAAUUGGUUUGGAAAAGGAAGGCGUGGCUUGAUAAUGGGAAUAUGGAAUUCUCACACAUCUGUAGGCAAUAUCCUCGGGUCUGCUAUAGCUGGUGUAUGGGCAAGCAGCGAGUGGGGAUAUUCAUUCAUUGUACCUGGAUGUAUCAUCGGUGGAAUGGCUAUAAUUGUAUUCUUAUUCCUUGUUGUAGAUCCUAGUCACGUGGGUUGCACAUCUCCCCAUCAACACAAUGACGUACAGCCUCUUCCUGUUGAUUCUGAUUCUUCAUAUAGUACAGAAGUUGUUUUUAGCGAGACUGACAAAUUGAAGAAAGAAGAUAUUUUAAAAGAGCCAUAUGCAUUCAAAUCACAACCAAUUAAUGUCAAAAGAAAGUUACCACAUGAGUCACAUGAGUCAUCGUCAUCAUCAUCAGCUUCAUCUUCAUCGUCAGUACUUCCAUCAGAUGACUCAGUAGAAGUUAACGCUGUCAGUUUCUGGAGAGCGGUUCUUAUACCAGGGGUGAUUGAGUAUUCAUUGUGCUUGUUCUUCGCUAAACUGGUUAGCUACACUUUCCUUUUCUGGCUCCCAUAUUAUAUUGAAAAUACAAGUAUUGGUGGUGUCAAGUAUGGUGCUACAACAUCAGCAGAUUUGUCCACUCUGUUUGAUGCAGGAGGAAUAAUAGGUUUUCAGUGUCAAAGAAGUCAGGAAGGACGUGCUUAUGGCAAUCUUGGCGAUGAUAAUGAUAGUCUGGGUGAUUUUCAACAACCCCCUGAGCACCAUAACAAACACCUUUGCAUUGCCAAAGAACUGGGUGAGAGGGGUGGAGAAGGGUGUGCUUAUGGAAAUCUUGGCUGUACUUCACAUGAGUCAUCGUCAUCAUCAUCAGCUUCAUCUUCAUCGUCAGUACUUCCAUCAGAUGACUCAGUAGAAGUUAACGCUGUCAGUUUCUGGAGAGCGGUUCUUAUACCAGGGGUGAUUGAGUAUUCAUUGUGCUUGUUCUUCGCUAAACUGGUUAGCUACACUUUCCUUUUCUGGCUCCCAUAUUAUAUUGAAAAUACAAGUAUUGGUGGUGUCAAGUAUGGUGCUACAACAUCAGCAGAUUUGUCCACUCUGUUUGAUGCAGGAGGAAUAAUAGGAGGGAUUCUUGCAGGAUAUAUUUCUGACAAAACGAAUUGCAGUGGCAUUACUGUUGUACUCAUGUUGUUUGGUGCAGGACCAAUGCUCUUUAUUUAUAGAUUCUUUGCCAAUGCCAACCUCCAUAUGAAUAUUUUUUUGAUGAUGUUGACUGGAGUUCUGGUAAAUGGCCCUUACGCUUUAAUCACAACAGCAGUGUCAGCUAACCUGGGAACACAUCCAUGUCUUCAAGGAAAUACGAAAGCCAUGGCCACAGUCACAGCUAUCAUCGAUGGAACUGGAUCUAUGGGUGCUGCUCUUGGACCGCUUUUGACGGGUAUUAUCUCGCCUACGGGUUGGGACAACGUAUUUUUCAUGCUGAUUGGAGCUGAUGUUUUAGCAGCUAUUCUCCUCGGCAGACAAGUCUGGUUUGAAAUAACGAACAACUGUAUACGAGAAAGAAAACGAACUCGCUUGGCGUAUUUGGAGUCUGGAGAGGCUCGUUCAACAAAUGGAGAAACGCCGUGCUCGGAACAAGAACAACGGCUAAGCGAGCAAGAGCCACUCCUAUACAGUAGCUAAUACAGAGCGAAGAAGAAAAGAAGAAAAUGGAUUUAGUUACAGGUUAUAGUAGAGAUUUGUAAGUCGGAGAAUUUCUUUUUUCAAUUAAGCGUUUGGCUUAACAUUGCGUUACUCAGGGAGAUACUUUCGUGACUAACACCAAAGACAUCAAACCGACCAGUCACGGAACUGUUCAACCAAUCAGAGUUUAAAGCAGACAUGUGAAGCCGCUCUGAAGGGCGGGAAAGGUCGCGCGAGGUUGAUGACCUGAUUGGUCGGGACGAUUCCGUGAUUGGUUGGAAAACUCUUUGCAAGUUUAUUGAAGUAGAUAUGACAAAGUGAAGCAAACAAAUGUUGUUAGAUCUUGCUGGCUCGCUUUGUCGUUAACUAAACGCUGAUGUUUUCAUGUGAAAGCCAUUUUGACUAAAGAAAAUCUCAGCGGUGAGUUAAAGAUGUCACAGGCAUCCAAUCCUCCGUAGGAAAAAAGAUGGCGACUGGUACAUUUACCCAUAGUUCUUAGCGCAAGAAAACCUUAACAACG
This is a messenger RNA of Orbicella faveolata, 2872 nucleotides long. Its product is annotated as glucose-6-phosphate exchanger SLC37A2-like. Gene Ontology annotation, biological process: transmembrane transport. The record is from RefSeq and is a predicted model, not a curated record. Lineage: Eukaryota; Metazoa; Cnidaria; Anthozoa; Scleractinia; Merulinidae. Gene Ontology annotation, molecular function: transmembrane transporter activity.